Molecule: messenger RNA, 1708 nt
Organism: Metopolophium dirhodum (rose-grain aphid)
Lineage: Eukaryota; Metazoa; Arthropoda; Insecta; Hemiptera; Aphididae
Product: protein phosphatase ppm-1.G-like
Exons: 6
Coding region: 1-1236 (411 amino acids)
Biological process (GO): protein dephosphorylation
Molecular function (GO): protein serine/threonine phosphatase activity; cation binding
Source: RefSeq, a predicted model, not a curated record
AUGAUUUCAGUCGUUGUCAUUCGAUACAGGGUGACUAACGUGUGUGUACGUCGUACGCCUUGCACCCACAUACUAUUAUUAUCGUUGUUAUUAUUGUUAUACAAUAUAAUAGCAUCGUUCAUAACCAUAUAUUUAACGACCAUGGGUACUUACCUCGACAAUCCGAUAACCGAAAAAGUCUCUGAAGACAUGGAAGACGACACGUUGGUGUGUGGCGUCAGUUCCAUGCAGGGUUGGCGUAUCAGACAAGAAGAUGCUCACUUCUGUCUACUUGACUUCGACAAGAAUAUGUCGCUUUUUGGUGUGUUUGACGGACACGGUGGUGCUGAGGUAGCUCGGUUGGCGGUUGAAGUGUUGCCUGACAUGAUAAGAAACCAACCUUUUAACAUCGGUGAUUAUGAAAAUGCUCUGAAAAACGCAUACUUGGACUUUGACCUAUAUUUGCGCUCCAAGACUGCUUUGAAUAGAAUGAAAAUUCUUGCAGCACAAGAUGAUCUAGCGAAUGUAGAUGAUGCCAAUGUAGACGACAAAAAGGAUAACAAGAACAGCAAUGCCGUCAAGGAAGAUAUAAACAAAAUGUAUGGCUUUUACAGUGGUUGCACUGCAGUCGUUGCGUUAAUAGUGGACAAGAAAAAGCUUUUUGUGGCUAACAUCGGAGACUCCAGGUGUGUCGUUGCUGUUCACGGUACUAAAGCCAUUGAUAUGUCAAAAGACCAUAAACCUAGAGACGAACCAGAGUUAUUAAGAAUUCGCGCCGCUGGAGCAAGAGUCACGUACGACGGACGAAUCAAUCGUGAUCUUAAUUUGUCUCGAGCUUUUGGUGAUCACAUGUAUAAGCAGAAUAAUUUGCUUCGGGAAACAGAACAAGUUGUCAUCGCUCUGCCCGACGUACAGGCCAGAAUAUUAAACGCAGAAUACGGUGAUUUUAUCGUAUUGGGAUGUGAUGGCAUAUGGGAUUCAUUAAGUAGUCAAGCUACUGUAGACUUGAUAUCAAAUCACAUCCACGAACCCGAUAUAAAACUAUCGGAAAUUUGCGAAAAAGCUAUUAAUAUUACAAUUGAUCGUUCGUUUCAGUUACUCGGCAAAUGUUUCUCGGCUGAACGUCGUUCAAAAGGUGUCGAUAACAUGACAUGCAUUAUCGUUAAAUUUAAACCUAAACAACGUCAGUUGGAUCAGUCGGAUCAAAAGGAUGGUGAUCAUAUCGCUUGCAAACUUAAAGUGCUCGGAUUGCAUUGAAUCAACAACAAUUAUUACGGUUAUUAAUUGGCUAUUGACUGCUGCUUAUAUUAUAAUAUUUUUAUUUUAUAUCCAUACCAAAGUGAAUUAUAUAACGAUUUGACGUAUUUUAUGUAUUUUAGUAUAUAAUAUUUUUAUUUUUAUUUUAUACACAAACUCAAAUGAAUUAUCUAACGGUUUUGCGUAGGUAUUGUAUUUUAAUAUUCGAUUGAAAAAUAUCAGCAUCUACACAAUGUCUUAAUAUUAUAUUAACAGUGCAAUCCUGAAUUUAGUUUUAAAUCUAUGGAUCAUCAUUUAGAUAUUUUUUAUACAUUAGUUAUGGGAAAAUCAGGUUUUGGGAUGGUUUGGUACUUAUUGUAGUAUUUAAUUUUUUCUUAAUUAAAAACCCUUUGAAAAGAAAUCAGAUUUUUGUUUUGUAUAUAUACACCUAUUCUAUAUGUAAUUAACAAUUAGUUUAUAAGUUUAAUUUAAA